Messenger RNA from Chiloscyllium plagiosum (whitespotted bambooshark), 4804 nucleotides. Its product is annotated as dual specificity phosphatase 29-like. The record is from RefSeq and is a predicted model, not a curated record. Gene Ontology annotation, molecular function: protein tyrosine/serine/threonine phosphatase activity; MAP kinase phosphatase activity. Lineage: Eukaryota; Metazoa; Chordata; Chondrichthyes; Orectolobiformes; Hemiscylliidae. Gene Ontology annotation, biological process: negative regulation of MAPK cascade; protein dephosphorylation. Gene Ontology annotation, cellular component: cytoplasm.
UCGAGGAACAGAGGAUGAAAGCGAUAGAAGGAGAGAAGAACUUUGAUUCUAUAUUGGUCUUCGGCCUUACCUCAGGUCUGCCUAAUCUCACUGUGUACGAUCUGUCAGUGAUACUUUGAGUAGUUUGCUCCAUCAGGAACAUUACAGUGACAGCAUGUCCUCUGGAGGUACAGGGACCUGGAAGAAGAAAAAUGCCUAUGCAGCUGUGAAAGUGGAUCCUGAUGAUGAUUAUGUUACUCCAGGGGCAUUUGAACUGGAGCGACUCUUUUGGAAAGGCACUGCAAAAUUUGCUCAUGUUAACGAAGUUUGGCCAGAUAUUUACAUAGGAGAUGAAGUAACAGCAUUAGAUCGGUAUAUGGUCGAAAAGAUGGGUUUCACUCAUAUACUAAAUGCAGCCCAUGGUCGCUGGAAUGUGGACACAGGAGAUGAAUACUAUAGGAAUAUGCCUAUCGAUUAUUAUGGUGUGGAGGCUGAAGAUGUGCCAAUGUUUAAUUUAAGUGAAUUCUUCUAUCCAGCUGCCCAAUAUAUUGACAAUGCACUAAGCACACCAGGGGCUAAGCUGUUAGUCCAUUGUGCAAGGGGGCGGAGCCGAUCAGCAACACUUGUCCUGGCUUAUCUGAUGAUCUACAAAAAUAUGACAGUGGUGGAUGCAGUUCAACAAGUAAUAAAACACCGGUGUAUUUUACCAAAUCGUGGCUUUCUGAAGCAACUGAGAGCACUUGAUAUAGAACUGGCGAUGGAUAGAAGUAUUGCAAAUAAUGACAUCAACACAAGUGAUGGAAAAGAAACUGGUUAACAAUUCUUUUAUUAUACACAGAUAAUAUAACAUUUUGAUAUAGAAAACCACAAUCAGCUGUAAAUAUAGUUUUGGUAUGUUCUGAUAUGCAAAGUUUUAAUAAAUUAACCACAUACUACUUUCUGAUAUGGCAUCCCAUUGUCCCAAAGGUUUAUACUAUCUAAUAAUAUGAAUGAAUUUUAUGGAAACCGCAACAAAAAAAAUGUGAUGUGAUCCAGAUGUGGAUGUUCUUACUCAGACCACAAAGUGUGUGAACAGAAGUAGGCCUCGGCCAUUUUAUCCCAUCAAGUCUGCUCCACAUUUCAAUGAGAUUGAUCAAUCUCAUUCGAAUAAUUCUCAAAUUCACGUUCUUGCAACCUACAACCCUUGAUUCUCUUACUGAUUAACAAUCUAUCUCAACAGCAAAUAUACUUGACAACCCAGCCUCGACAACCCUCUGCUGUAAAGAAAUCCAGAAUCACUAAACUCUGAGAAUAAAGUUCCUCCUCAAUUUCUAUGUUAAACGGGUGACCCCUUACUUUGAUAUUAUGCUCUGUGGUCCUAGAUUCUCCCAAACUCUCUGCCUGUCAACGCCCCCUAAGAAUCUAAGAGAUUUCAAUAAGAUCACCUCUCAUUCAUCUAAACUCCAAUAACCCCAACCUACUCAACCUCACCUCACAGGAAAAUGACUCCAUACCUGGGAUCAACAUUCUCUAAUACUGGCAAUGGAGGCAGCUAUCUUUGCUUAGAUAAAGGGACCAAAACUGUUUGCAGUAUUCAAAGUGUGGUCUGAUGACUGCCUUGUAUAGGUUUAGCAAGACCACCCCUAUUUUAUAAAAGUCAACAGUCCAUUUGUAUGUCUAAUUACCCACUAAACUUGCCUGUUAGCAUUUAGUGAUUUAUGCAAAGUAUCUCCCAAAUUGCUCUUUGCUGCGCCUUUCUGCAAUUUUUCUCCAUUUAAAUAAUAUCCUGCUCUAUUCUUUCUGCCAAAGAGCCUAAGCUCACAUUUUUCCACAUUAUUCCAUCUGCCAGAUUUUGCUCACUCACAUGGUCUACAGAGGAAUAUAGACAGGUUGAGUGUCAUCCUUGUUCUUUGCCUCCCACCUAUUUUUGGUGUCAUUCAUAAAUUUGCCAAUAGUGCACUCCCUUCAGUUAUCCAAGUAAUGAAUAUAUGUUGUAAAUGGUGUGACCCAAGCAAUGAUUCCUGUCACACUCCACUAAUUGCAGGUUGCCAUCCUGAAAAUGCCCCUUUUAGCCCAACUCUCUGUUUUCUAUUAGUUAUCUAAUCCUCUAAUCCAUGGACUUGUCUUAUUAAGUAGCAUGACAUACAAUACCUUGUCAAAUGCCUUUUGGAAAUCCAAUUAUAUUACAUUUACAGGCUCCCCUUUAUGUAUCCUGCUUGUUACUUCCUCAAAGAACUUUCAUAAAUGUGUGUCAUGCACGAUUUCCCCUUCAUGAAGUUCUGCUAACUCUGCUUAGUUGUGUUAUAUGUUUCAAAACACUCUAUUACCUGCUUUAUAAUGGACUCUAGCAUUUCUUAGUGCCAGAUAUGAAGAUAACUGGUGUAUAGUUACCCGCUUUUUAUCUCCUUCCUUUUUAAAAUAAAUACAUUACAUUGGCUGUUUUCCAAUCUUCUGGGACUUUCCAGGGUUCUUGGAAGAUUACUACCAGUGCACUUACUUUCUCUGUAGUUAUUUUAAAGUCCUCAACACAUCCCAACAGGCCCAGGAGACUCAUUGGUCUUUAGCCCUAUUAGUUUCCCUAGUACUUUUUCUCCAGGGACAGUUAUUGCACUUAUUUCCCCUCCCACGUUUAGCUCCUUGAUUAUGUAAUGUUUUUGGAAUGCUAUUAGUGAAGACUGAAGCAAAGCAUUUAUUCAACUCUCCUACCACUUCCUUGUUCCCCAUUAAUAAACCAGUUGCCUCAUUCUCCAAGGGACAUAUGUUCACUUUGGUCUAUCUCUUCCUUUUUAUAUAUUUAAAGAAGUUUGAAAUGUUACUUGCCAGUUUGCCCUCACAGCUUAUUUCUUCCCUCUUUGUUAAACUUCUGGUCACCUUUUGUGGGUUAUUAAAAUUUUCCCUAUCCUCGGAUUUACCACUAAUUUUUACCAUCUGGUGUGUCUUUCAAUUCAAUUUGGUAAUAUCCUUAACUUUCAUGGUUAAUCAUGGUUGGUUUAUCCCCUUCUUAGAAUCCUUUGUCCUCACUGGGAUAUACGUUUGCUAUGAGUUAUUAAACAUCUUAAAUAUUGGUCAUUAUCUUCAAGCCAGGAUUAAGAUACCAGCUUUUUAAAAAUGUCUUUAUUAUCUCCCACUUUAUUCUCUGUCCCAAAGAACAAAUGCUAUAGGGAGUCUGUAGACUAUUCUCACCAGUAUAUUCUACCCAUUAUUAUUUCUUACCUCCAUUCACAUGGUUUCUACCUCAUUCAAUCCAAAUUCAUUUCUUGCUACAUGAGUUAUUCCAUCUUGUACUAACAAAGCCACUCCAUCAUCUGUUUCUUUCAAAGUCACAUACUCUGAAUAUUUAGUUCUAACUUUGACAUCCUUGUAACAAUGCUGGUGCAAUGGAUAGGUCAUAUGCACUAACCUCUAUUUGUACCAUUAAUUCAUUUAUAUUGUUCCAAAUUUAACACACAUUUGAACAGUCAUUAAUUUCACCUUUUUACUAUUUCCCCUCCUUUGAUGCAGUUUCCUUUUUUUAAAAAAAAGCUUGUGCAUUCUCUCCCUCCCUGUUCCACUCAAUUGCCCUCCAAUAUUGCCAAAUCAUUUUGCUUUGUAACUCUAUGUAUCCCUCUCCUAAACAUUCCCUUCCCUAUAAUUAUUUUAAAGCUCUAAUAUUAUCUCAUUACAAGGGCUUAAAAGUAAAUUGCUAGCUGUCUAAUAAAGUGAUCAACAAGACUAUGAAAAAAUUGGAGUAGCACAGACAUCUCAGAGAACUGGAGGAGUUGAAUUAAGACAGAGCAAGAACAUGGAGGAUCAUGAGCUAACAUUGGUCAGCAAGUAGAAUGGUGGGUACAGAGAUUUAAGGGAGCUUAACUUUCUGGAGGGAAACUGGCCAGGCCAACAUUUACAAAUCAGUCAACAAGAAGAAAGAUCAUACCUAUGAUUGGUUGGUCUUUAAGCAAGUGCCAGCUCCAACAGAAUACUUGAUGUUGUUCCUCUAAAUUGAGAGCAUUACUAUCUCCCAUCUGCCUCAGAGAAUGUCUAAGGCCCAGGAUUUCUGCUUUCAUGACUGUGACUGGCUGAAGUCUCAUCAUCACCACCAAGCAGGUUGAGACAAUGGCAUGGGAGAAAUUAUAUGCUUUUGCUAUACUAAACCAAUGUGUUCAACCAGCAUAUUGCCUACACACAACCAUGGUUAACUAUUAUCCAGCUUCAUCAAAGUGCCUAUAAGCUGUUAGUACGUUACAGCAGUUUAAGUUUACUGCCUCAGCUUAUUUGGAGCAUAUCUCUGAAAGGGAUGGAGUCCUGUCACCUCUGAUAUAAUUACAUUCCUUGGGCAUAUUCCCAUUAAUAGGAGGCGAGUUUGCCUCAAAACAUUGGGUGUGUUUGCAUGUACAUGUUUGUUGGGAAUCACUUUCAAAGUACCUAGAGCAUGAUAAAACAAAUUAUUCAGGCUGAUGGGGUAAAAUAUUUAUUUAGAUCUAUCAGCCUUUCUUGGUUGAGCAAGAAUGUAAUGUGGACAUAUAAAAAUCCUUAUCUUCCUAGAUCACAUCCUCUUUGGUAAAACCUCAAAUGUUGGACAGAAAGGCCUUAUAAGCAGACCUUCAGGCUCCUGCAUUAAAAAAAAAGGGAAAAAUAUCAGGGAGAUGGCCAUUGUGACAUACAAUGCACUUGAUAGAUAGCUUUUAGUGAACUCACUCUCAACUGACCACAUCUCUGGGGAAAAAAAAAGUGUGCUGGCUGUGAAAAGCAAUGCCAGUGUCACUAAUGCUCUAAUACGAUAAUUGAACAGAAUUAAAAGUUGCUUUUGAUUAAUCAAAUGACACAGAAGUUUAAAAAAUUUGUAACAACUUAUCAUUUCAUACGCAAA